Molecule: messenger RNA, 630 nt
Organism: Solenopsis invicta (red fire ant)
Lineage: Eukaryota; Metazoa; Arthropoda; Insecta; Hymenoptera; Formicidae
Exons: 3
Coding region: 102-614 (170 amino acids)
Source: RefSeq, a predicted model, not a curated record
GAAAUACAAUAAAAAAGAAAGAGAGCUUUGUACAAAAAAGUGGGGCAGCUGGUUUACCUAAAACUUAUGAAAUUAAACCGUCCUUUCGUCAUUACAACGCCAUGACUUUUUUAAAUGAUACAUUGGAAUAUCGACAAACCGUUACAUCCUUAAAAAAAUCAGUAGUUGAAAAUCAAGUUUCCAAUAUUCCUUCUACAUCAAAUGCUACAUCAAAUGACAACUUUGACAAUUUUGACGACAAUGGCACUCUUAUCUCCGAUGAUAAUUACACAUCAAUAUCUAGCGUCUCUCCAACAGCAUCUACAUCAAAAAAGAAAAAAAGGAUUAAUGCAGAAGACUACGAAGAAGCUCUUCUUCAUUCUUUGACAAAACCUUGUGAGCCAAAUCCUAUUGACGGAUUUGUAUCGCGGUUGGCGUACACAUGUGAGACAGCGUUUUUAACAUGUUUAUGUUAUGUAUUUAUAUAUUAUUACUUACCAAUGACGACAUGCUCCUUGAACAUAAAAAUACUGAUACAAUCGACAGAAAAAUUUUUUUUAAAUUUGUUUCUCACUUGGGACACGUGUUGUCUGCGAAAACAUUUCACGAAAGUGAGGUUAAUUUUUCCGUUUUAAUUCCGUUACGUCAAAC